CGGCUGCGCGCGCAGUGAACGAGGGGGACGUGCUGGAGGACCUCAUUGAUUGCAGAGUUUAUGUGUCCUGCAGCCUACGCUGACGUAGUACACCACCCUGACGUCACCUUUCCCUGUGUGACGUGACGCAGAGCAUGACCCUUGAGCCUCUUUGUCCCUCCUGACCUGGGUGUACUGGCAGGAUGGCCUCGCCCCUUAGGAGCAAGUCCUCCGCCCCGCGAGUGGAAAGCACCCGCCACAAGGAGACGUCAACUAUCCGCGUGGAGACAUCGUCCCACCGCGAGGAAACAUCAUCCCACCGCGUGGAGACGUCCUCCCGGCAGGUUCGAACGUCUUCCCGGCAGGUGGAGACCUCUCAGCGGCACCGGGAAGGGCCCUCCCUCACUCCCUCCGCGAAGCGACUCCCUAGAUUCCUCGAGGUGUCCUCCCAGCACGUGGAAACCUCCUCGCAGUGCACGGAAACGUCUUCCAGCCACGUCAGGGCGUCGUCAUCCCUGCGGGUGGAGACGACUGUGCACCGUGUAGAGAGCCCAGCCAGGCGGGACAAGCAGACUGCUCGCCAGAGUGCCAAAAUGGCCCGAUGAAGUGCUACCCAAGGGCCAUGGCCCUUAGCCAGGACUGAAGUGCUUCCAGUUGCCAGCCAGCCAGCUUUCACGAGAGCCAAGCAUCUUUGGUUUCAUGGAAACAGCCCAUAAAUCAGUGUAAGAAACAGGCUGUGGUUUCUGGGCGCUGCCAACAUGUAUUGACAUUGCAGCACCUUAGACCACCCUGCUAUUGACCCGGUGUACUAUUUAACCUGAAGCCAGCACAGAGGAGUUUCGGACUUGUGGUACUGUAUAUGCCUGGCCGAUGGACAAAGAGGCCCUUUGAGUCUCUGCACCAGGGGUGACUCAGUGAGUUGAUGUCCUACCUGGAGUCUGAAGCCAAAGCCUCUCUAUUGCAAGCAAGAGGUUUUGGAAGAAGUGACUUCACCUGUCCCUGGGAGCUGCCCCAGAGAAACUGAGUUCAGAGGGAGCAGGGAAGGAGACCCACAGUCUGCCCUUGGAGACACCUUAUUUGGGCCCCUCUCAUCCCCAGACAAAGCAAUUCAAGUGUCAUUGUUGCUGAAGGAAACCCCGGGAAGGAGUCAGCACAGGUAGGGUCUCUAUACCCAUUGUGGCAUCGGAAAGUGACUUCAAGAGAUGAUGUGAGACAUCUGCCACUUCUUGUGACCCUCCAGCUCUUCCUGCCACCCAGGCUGCAGGCUUUCCUAACACUCAUGAGCCGACACUCCAAUGCUCUAGCAUGACCUUUUUUGCUGGGGCUCAGAAUCAAAUUUGCAACAUGUAGUUUCUGGGAUCCACGUGCCUAAAGAAAACUCAGGAUGGAGUCUCAGAGUGCCUCAGGGCAGGCUUUGGUGACUCCCUCGUUCAGGUGCUCUGUGGAUCGUGUACGGUUUGGGGAUUCUCAGCACACCUCUAGAAUGGGAAUCAGGUCUUCUGGCUUUUCCUGAACUCCCUGAGAGUCAAGGCCACGCCUGCUAUCCUGAAACCAGGCCUUCAAAUGCCGGCUUCUGCUGGCCUCUUCAACCUCACUGCCUCAGCCAGGUACCUCUUUGAUCCUGUGUCACUUCUUCCCAAAAGGCUCUUGUAGAUGCCCCCAAGUCUCUAGACUGUGAAGUCUUCAAAAACACAUACUAUGUGUCGAUGUCUUCUAUAACUUCUGUGCCUGGUCUAUCACUAGGAAUGUACCAGGAAUGUUGGAUAAGUAAAAGAAAAUGCCAGAUGGAGAAAUGGAUUGGUAGGUGGAGGAAUGGUGGCAUGAGAGGUAACUAGACUGGUGGAUUUGCUCAUCUGAAGCAUGUAUUAACUUAUAUCAAUAUAUGAUCUGCAUGUUAGGCUGUGGAUAGGGUUCAGUGCUACAGUGUUUUGUGUGGGCUUGAUCCCCAGCACUAAAGAAAGAGCAUGCAUGUAUUCCUGUGCACCAGGCUUUGCCCUAGAUGCUGAGGAAACAUUAAACACAGUGCAGGCCAAGUCUAUCUGUUACGUUACGUUCCUGCAUGGAUGGAAAGAUGGCUGGAUGUGUUGGAUAGAUGUGUGCCUGGAUAGAAUGGAUGAUGAGGGAGGAAGGAAGGGAGAACUAAGAAGAGAGGAAGGGUGAAUGAGUGGGGUGGGAAGGAUGGAAGGGAGAGAAAGGGAGGGAGGAAAGAGAGAGAGAACAGGAGAACCAGGAGCCAGAGGGAGCCAGGGGAGAGGAUGGGACAGAUGGAUGGAUGAUAGCAGUCCCAAGCUAGCUCAGCACCUUCUGCUCAGGAGACUGUUAAAUUGCGUUUUCCCUUAAAAACUGGUCUUUUCCUAUGCUGCUAAGUACUUAGCUAGAAAAAAGUUUUGAAAUUCUAAAACCAUCUCAACAAGGAGUGAAGCAAGUAGAGGACCCACAGGACGUGGUGAGAAUACUCAGGAGGGCUCAGAGAGACUUCCCUAGGAUUCCUCAAGGCUACAGCAUCUUCUGCCUCUCAUGCUGCCCUACUUCCCCCUUCGUGACCCUGUUUGUGGUGGCAGCACAGAGUCCCCUGCUUAAAGAAUAUGCAGUUCUGUGGUGACAGAUGGCCCAGGGAUGGAAGCGGGGUGGAUGGUGACGUCUGCCACCUCUUAGUAGAAUUCAAGGGCCACCUAGAGCUGGA
Molecule: messenger RNA, 2662 nt
Organism: Peromyscus californicus insignis
Lineage: Eukaryota; Metazoa; Chordata; Mammalia; Rodentia; Cricetidae
Gene: CUNH17orf100
Product: chromosome unknown C17orf100 homolog
Exons: 5
Coding region: 183-584 (133 amino acids)
Source: RefSeq, a predicted model, not a curated record